CUGCCCACUUGCCACCCGUGGCAGCAGUUUUCCUUCUCUCCUGCCUGAGCUCGCUGUCGGGGCGAGCUGGUGGUGGCUGAUGCUCGUGCAGGCUGUAUGGGUUCUGAAAUGUCCUUCCUGCCUGAGUUUGGGAUCUUCACCAUGGGCAUGUGGUCUUUUGGUCUAGGAGCCAUCGGUGCAGCUGUGACAGGGAUUGUCCUUGCUAACACUGACUUAUUUUUGUCCAAGCCAGAAAAGGCUACACUGGAGUUUUUAGAGGAGAUAGAGCUAAAAACUUUAGGAACAGAACAAAGAACAUUCAAAGCAGGUGAACUCUGGAAGAAGAAUGGUGCAGUUAUCAUGGCUGUGCGAAGACCUGGAUGAUUUUUGUGCAGAGAGGAGGCUUCUGAGCUCUCCUCUCUGCAACCUCAGCUAUCCAAGCUGGGUGUCCCUCUCUUUGCUGUUGUGAAAGAGAAGAUAGGGACUGAAGUGGAGGAUUUUCAGCAUUAUUUCAAAGGAGAAAUCUUUCUGGAUGAAAAGAAAAGCUUCUAUGGUCCACGCAGACGAAAAAUGAUGCUGUCAGGCUUGUUCCGCCUUGGGGUCUGGCAAAAUUUCUUCCGUGCUUGGAAAAGUGGAUAUAGUGGUAACCUGGAAGGAGAAGGUUUCACCCUGGGAGGAGUAUAUGUGAUUGGGGCAGAAAGACAGGGUGUUUUACUGGAGCAUCGGGAGAAAGAAUUCGGAGACAAAGUCAGCCUUCCAUCUGUCCUUGAAGCUCUGGAGAAGAUAGAACCACAAGCCUCCUAAGUGGAAAAAUAGUUGCCCAUGUUUCUGAUCAGAGAUUGAAGUGCAGAAUGCAUCUGUUUCUUGAACAUGCGGUAUAAUGGCUUCUUAAUUAUUUUGUGAUCAAUGCAGAGGAAAGAUUCUCUAUUCAAACAUAGUAGAUGAUGAAAAUCCUCCUGAAUUUGUUUUUGUUGCUUAGCAGCAUUUCAGGUGGUCAGGAUUACAACUGUUCUUUUGUGUUUGACUGUAUUAAUGAAAGGCUGGGUCUAAAAUCUGACCUAGCCCUGAUGUUUUCAGUCAGAGACAGUCAGUUGAGAGCCUGUCCGCCUAGGGGAGCAAAACUCUGCUAAGGCUGGAGUAAUGGAGUAUCUGCUAAGGUUGAAUGGUAAUAAAAUUUUAUGUAGAUGAAA
Molecule: messenger RNA, 1169 nt
Organism: Apus apus (common swift)
Lineage: Eukaryota; Metazoa; Chordata; Aves; Apodiformes; Apodidae
Gene: PRXL2A
Product: peroxiredoxin like 2A
Exons: 6
Source: RefSeq, a predicted model, not a curated record